Messenger RNA from Eruca vesicaria subsp. sativa (arugula), 2175 nucleotides. The record is from the annotation of a GenBank genome assembly. NCBI's taxonomy places the organism in Eukaryota, Viridiplantae, Streptophyta, Magnoliopsida, Brassicales, Brassicaceae.
AUGUGGAGGAACAUUGCUGGCUUCUCCAAGGCGGUGGCAAGAACACACGGAUCUCGGAGAUGCUUGUCGACGGCGAUUCCUGGUCCUUGCAUCGUUCACAAGCGUGGUGCCGAUAUCCUUCACGAUCCAUGGUUUAACAAGGACACAGGUUUUCCUUUGACUGAGAGAGAUAGAUUGGGUCUACGAGGAUUGCUUCCUCCUCGUGUUAUCUCCUUUGAGCAACAAUAUGCUCGUUUCAUUGAGUCGUUUCGUUCCCUGGAGAGGAACACACAAGGGCAGCCAGACAACGUUGUGUCAUUAGCAAAGUGGAGGAUUCUCAAUAGGUUGCAUGACCGUAACGAGACUCUCUACUACAGAGUCCUUAUAGAUAACAUCAAAGACUUUGCGCCAAUCAUAUACACACCAACGGUUGGACUGGUUUGUCAGAACUAUUCCGGUUUGUAUAGAAGACCGCGAGGAAUGUACUUCAGUGCCAAAGACAAAGGAGAGAUGAUGUCUAUGAUCUAUAACUGGCCUGCUCAACAGGUUGAUAUGAUUGUCAUCACUGAUGGUAGCCGUAUCCUUGGCUUAGGAGAUCUUGGAGUCCAGGGUAUUGGGAUUCCUAUUGGAAAGCUCGACAUGUAUGUGGCUGCUGCAGGAAUCAAUCCACAGAGAGUUUUGCCAAUUAUGUUGGAUGUGGGCACGAAUAAUCAAAAACUCCUACAGAAUCCUCUCUGUAAGCUACUUUUAUUAGUGUAUGGAUGUGUUUCCUAUGACGCUUUAUUCAUGUAUCUUCUUGGUUUUACAGAUUUAGGACUCAGACAACCUCGGUUGGAAGGAGAGGAGUAUCUUGAGAUUGUUGAUGAAUUUAUGGAAGCUGCAUUCACACGUUGGCCUAAGGCCGUCGUACAGUUCGAAGAUUUCCAAGCGAAAUGGGCUUUUGAAACUUUGGAAAGAUAUCGCAAGAAGUUUUGCAUGUUCAAUGAUGAUGUCCAAGGAACUGCUGGUGUUGCUCUGGCUGGACUAUUGGGAACUGUAAGAGCCCAAGGUCGGCCUUUGUCCGACUUUGUGAACCAAAAGAUUGUUGUGGUUGGAGCUGGAAGUGCCGGGCUCGGUGUAACUAAGACGGCAGUACAGGCAGUUGCAAGAAUGGCAGGCAUCAGCUUCGCUGAAGCAACGAAAAACUUUUACCUGAUAGAUAAAGAUGGUCUCGUCACCACGGAGAGGUCAAAACUUGACCCAGCUGCUGUACCUUUUGCCAAAAAUCCAGCUGAGAUACGUGAGGGAGCAAGUAUCGUUGAAGUGGUGAAGACAGUGAGGCCACAUGUGCUUCUUGGUUUAUCUGGAGUUGGUGGCAUCUUCAAUGAAGAAGUUCUCAAGGCAAUGCGAGAAUCUGAUUCAUGCAAGCCUGCCAUUUUUGCUAUGUCUAAUCCCACCUUAAAUGCCGAGUGCACUGCUGCUGAUGCAUUUAAGCACGCUGGAGAACACAUAGUCUUUGGAAGCGGAAGCCCAUUUGAAAACGUUCAACUUGAGAAUGGUAAUACUGGGCAUGUGAAUCAGGCGAACAACAUGUACCUAUUCCCAGGGAUCGGGUUAGGGACUCUUCUGUCUGGUGCACGUAUUGUAACUGAUGGAAUGCUGCUAGCAGCUGCUGAAUGCCUUGCGUCUUACAUGACUGACGAAGAAGUCCAAAAAGGCAUCCUUUACCCUUCAAUCAACAACAUCCGACACAUAACAGCUGAGGUUGGUGCGGCUGUUCUAAGAGCUGCGGUUGCUGACGACAUAGUAGAAGGACAUGGGGAUGUUGGUCCAAGAGAUCUCAGUCACAUGUCUAAGGAGGAGACAGUGGAUUACAUCACAAGGAACAUGUGGUUCCCAAUUUACAGUCCUCUCGUGCACGAGAAAUAGGCAGCAGCUACUCUUUCUCAGCUUUCAUAUAAAAACCAAAAGACAUAGAAAAAAAAAUCUUCUCCCUUCUCUUUAUUUGCGAUGAACAACAUUCUUUCUUAUUUUCUCAGUAUGAGCUACAAAAAAGCCAUGAUGCCUAAUGUUUUAAAACAAACAAUGAACAAGAUUAGAACAUGUGUAGUUCUAAGUCACCGCCCUUGUCCUUUAUUUGGACAUUUUUCUAAAUGUCUACAAUUAUUGUCUGAAAAGUUAUAAUAAUAACUCUGUAUAGCAUUUUUUUUUUGGCAA